This is a messenger RNA of Fusarium graminearum PH-1, 336 nucleotides long. RefSeq lists its product as uncharacterized. Bases 1 to 336 code for a protein of 111 amino acids. Lineage: Eukaryota; Fungi; Ascomycota; Sordariomycetes; Hypocreales; Nectriaceae. The record is from RefSeq and is a predicted model, not a curated record. The transcript is spliced from 3 exons.
AUGAAGAAGAUUACCAUUAUCACAUGCAAGUAUUCACAAAUUACAAGACGAUGCUUGUCUAGUCCUAUCUAUGCCAGACUGUAUAGUCUAUAUACUGGUAUCCUAUUUCUUGAUAGCAAAAGACAAAUCACAAACGAAAUCAUCCUUUAUGAAGCUUCAUCUACAUCUAUGUGUCUCGAUAUAACUAGAAAGAUAAUGAGUGAAUGGCGACAGGCUUUCAUGCAAGGUAGUUGCGUCAAGUUGAGAAGAGCGCCGGGAACAUCACUGCAAUACUGGGAAACCUCUCGGGCAAAUUUUGUCUGUAUACUAAAGGGCAUGCGCCUGGGAAAAACUUAA